Molecule: messenger RNA, 1542 nt
Organism: Linepithema humile (Argentine ant)
Lineage: Eukaryota; Metazoa; Arthropoda; Insecta; Hymenoptera; Formicidae
Source: RefSeq, a predicted model, not a curated record
GAACAUCCUAAUACUGUCAAAAGUAGUCCAGAAGUACGUAGAAAAAUUAAAAUUAUGCAUUGGCCCGCAUUUUAGCCGGGAUCGACAAUUGUUAACAAGAAAACUGAACUCGUACAAACUCCUAAUCAUCAUGUAUUCCUAUUAACAAUUUCGUAAACUCACCGAUGACACCAGAGGAUCACUCUGGACUCUGGAUGAAACGUGCGAAGCGAUGAUGUUGCCAUCUAAUGUCGAGGAUAAGAAAGUAAAAGAAAAUGGGUUAUGAGUUGUGUUGCAUGUUAUGUGAUUGCAAAUAAAUUAAUAUUAUCGACAAAAAAUCUAUCACUGCAAUGUCGAUCAAUACUUUGUGUGCUGCAUUUCACAGAAUUACAGUUCGCAGAAUAAGUACUGCUGCAAGAAGGUAUUAUUCAACGCAGCAAUGUAAAAAUCAAACCUGUGAUUUGAACGUUGUUUCUCGUUUGACAUCCUGUAGUUAUGGUACGUCACAUGGUACAGAUUCAGGGUACAGCAUUAAGUUUGUACCGGGAACACUUAACAUAGACUUUGGGAUGCCUGCAAAUAGUGGUUUAAUAAGAAAUAUUAUUGAAAUGCCUGUUGCAAGGAUUCCUCCAUUGCAAGAUCCUACAAGCCGUUUACCCAUUCAGUAUGAUUCUCCUGUGCCAGAAAAGUCUAUGGAUUUACCUACAAGUGAAAAAAUCUUUGAGAAACAAGCAGUACGUUUAAUAAUAAUUCGGCGUAAGAAAAUAAAAAAACACAAACGGAAGAAGCUACGUAAGAGAAUGAAAUAUGUAUGGGCAAAGAUAAGACUAAGGCGAAAUCAGAAGAGAGAGAAAGAGUUUCAGGCUGGAUUAAUUGCUAAGGUGAAGGAGGCACAAGCGUUUGACGCUAAAGAGUAUGUUAAGGAAAAACUUCAUAUUAUAAACAAAGAAAAGAUACCAAGGACUUAUAGAGGCGAAAUUUUGCCUACUGAGAUGAUUAAAAAAUUUUUAGACGAGAAAAAAGCACGAAAAGUUGCUAAACGUAACAAACCUCGCUUAACUUUGUAAUGUAUGUAUAAAUCAUGGCAAUAAAAUUUUAUUGAAGUGGUAAUUUCAUAUCUUUUGUAAUUUAUAUUUAGAAAGUAAAGUAAUUCAAAUGCUUUUCUCUCUCUUUCUUGAGUAAGUUCCUUUACAUAGACGAACGUUAUAUAAAUUGCAUGAUUAAAAUGGUUUUUGCUUCUUUUUACAGUAAUAUCUGGUCUUCCUUAACGUCUAAAAUUUUGGCUUGUUGCUCAUAUUAGUUAAAUUGUUAGCUCUACCAGGGAAAAAAUGACAGAGAAGAACAGAAUUAAAUGAGCAAUGAAUAUAUUUCCUAUUUAUAAAAAAAUACAGUCAUUUAUUCUUAUACAUAACAAUCGCAUUAAGACAUUUCUAGAUAUACAAAUGAUGAGAACUUUUGUGCCUUCAUUCACUAUUCAAUAUUAUAAUCCUUAGAUCGUACAUGAUAAUGAUAGAUGAUAGAUAUUCGGUUUAUUUUUUCGUAAUAAAUAUAAACUUGAGAAUU